UGGUCGGCGGCGCGGUGGGGAGGCGGCCGAGCGAGCGCCCUCCGCUGCCGCCGCGUCCUCCAUUCAUCGCCGCCCCGGCCUCGGCCCCGCAGGCGCGCCGCCAUGGAGGCGCUGAUUCCGGUCAUCAACAAGCUGCAGGACGUCUUCAACACGGUGGGCGCCGACAUCAUCCAGCUGCCGCAGAUUGUGGUGGUGGGGACGCAGAGCAGUGGAAAAAGUUCUGUGCUGGAAAGUCUGGUGGGGCGAGAUCUGCUCCCAAGAGGUACGGGGAUUGUCACCCGGCGACCCCUCAUUCUGCAGCUGGUGCAUGUGUCAGCUGAGGAUCGUCGGAAGACAGCUGGAGAUGAAAAUGACCCUGCAACUUGGAAACAUUCAAGGCACCUUUCUAAAGGGGUUGAUGCUGAAGAAUGGGGGAAGUUUCUUCACACCAAAAACAAGCUUUACACAGACUUUGAUGAAAUUAGGCAAGAAAUAGAAAAUGAAACUGAAAGGAUUUCGGGGAAUAAUAAGGGGAUCAGCCCAGAGCCUAUUCAUCUGAAGAUUUUUUCACCAAAUGUCGUCAACUUAACUCUGGUAGAUUUGCCAGGAAUGACAAAGGUACCAGUGGGUGAUCAGCCAAAGGAUAUCGAGGUUCAGAUCCGAGAACUAAUCCUUAGAUUCAUUAGUAACCCCAAUUCAAUUAUUUUAGCAGUCACCGCUGCCAACACAGACAUGGCCACUUCUGAGGCACUUAAAAUAGCACGGGAGGUGGAUCCAGAUGGGCGGCGCACCCUCGCUGUUAUCACCAAGCUGGAUCUGAUGGAUGCUGGUACUGAUGCUAUGGAUGUCCUUAUGGGGAGAGUGAUCCCUGUUAAGCUUGGCAUCAUUGGCGUGGUGAAUAGGAGUCAAUUAGACAUUAACAAUAAGAAGAGUGUGGUUGAUUCAAUUCGUGAUGAAUAUGCUUUUCUCCAGAAGAAGUAUCCAUCUCUAGCCAACCGGAAUGGAACAAAGUACCUUGCCAGGACUCUCAAUAGGCUCCUUAUGCAUCACAUCCGGGAUUGCUUGCCGGAACUGAAGACCAGAAUCAAUGUCUUAGCUGCGCAAUACCAGUCUCUGCUCAACAGCUAUGGGGAACCAGUUGAUGACAAGAGUGCCACAUUAUUGCAGCUUAUUACCAAAUUUGCCACUGAAUAUUGCAACACCAUUGAAGGGACAGCAAAGUACAUCGAGACUUCAGAACUUUGCGGUGGAGCUAGAAUUUGCUACAUUUUUCAUGAGACCUUUGGGCGCACCUUAGAGUCUGUUGAUCCACUUGGUGGCCUUAACACCAUCGACAUCUUGACGGCCAUUAGAAAUGCUACUGGCCCUCGUCCCGCCUUGUUUGUGCCUGAAGUUUCAUUUGAACUGCUGGUAAAAAGGCAAAUCAAGCGCUUGGAAGAGCCCAGCUUGCGGUGCGUGGAGCUUGUUCACGAAGAAAUGCAGAGGAUCAUUCAGCAUUGUAGCAAUUAUAGUACACAGGAAUUGCUGAGGUUUCCGAAGCUCCACGACGCCAUAGUUGAAGUUGUGACCAGUCUCUUGCGUCGGAGGUUACCAGUAACAAACGAAAUGGUUCAUAAUUUGGUAGCCAUUGAGCUGGCCUAUAUCAAUACUAAACAUCCUGACUUCGCUGAUGCCUGUGGCCUGAUGAACAACAACAUAGAGGAGCAGAGGCGGAACAGGCUGGCCAGAGAGGUAUCCUCUGCUGUGUCUCGAGACAAGUCCACUAAGCCUCCUGGUGGUUUGGCACCAUCCUCCCAGGAGACCUCUACUGCUGGUCCUGCCGAGGUUGAUAGCAAGAUGCCCCCUGCUGCGGGAGAUGGAAAUCCAGAAUCAGGAACAGGGAACUGGCGAGGAAUGCUGAAAACUUCCAAAGCGGAGGAGAUAUUAGCUGAGGAAAAAUCCAAACUGCUGACAGUCCUACCAGCGAGCCCUCAGAAAGGGCAUGCUGUAAAUUUGCUGGAUGUGCCUGUUCCUGUUGCACGGAAACUUUCGGCCCGUGAGCAACGCGAUUGUGAGGUGAUUGAACGCCUGAUCAAAUCCUACUUCCUAAUUGUGAGGAAGAAUAUCCAAGACAGUGUGCCAAAGGCAGUGAUGCAUUUUCUGGUUAACCAUGUGAAAGACACUCUCCAGAGUGAGUUAGUUGGACAGCUGUACAAGGCCUUAUUGCUGGAUGAUCUUUUGACUGAAUCGGAGGACAUGGCUCAGCGCAGAAAGGAGGCAGCUGGCAUGUUACAGGCCUUGCAACGAGCCAGUCAGAUUAUUGCUGAGAUUCGGGAGACGCACCUCUGGUGAAAGACUCCCCUGCCUGGGUGAAGGAACUGAUGACUUGAACAUUGCUAGGCAUUACAUACUCCUAUGUGUACUGCAGUAUAUAUCAGUUUGCUCAUGUAAAGACACGGUUUAGUUUGGCUUCCUAUGGACGGAAAAGUGUGCUUUACAGCGCAAAACACAUCUUACUUAAUCCACACGAACACGUUUCCUGACCAGUUUCUUGGUGCAGACACCAAAUCUGUUGUCCAGUGAUGGGAUUGAACUGAACUUAGGCAAAGAACCAUGUGAAAAAUUCCAGUGCCUGGCUUGUUAAAUGAGUUGCCCGCAAAUAGGAUGAACAGUGUAGUAUUGUAAUGUAGUUUUUCAGCUGCUUCUGCAAUAUAGGUUUUUAAACCAUGAAGAAAGGUCACAUUUUCUUUCUUACAAAUAAAACUGCAUGCAUUCUGAAGCUGAAGCCAGAUAAGCGGCACAGUAGAAUCACUGCCAUGACUGUGUAUUGUGUAUCCCUGUGUUUCAGAACAGAAAUACUUGACUAAUGUUCAGACUGCUUUCAUGACUUUCCUCCAUGAGUUUAGAUGAUCCUGGAACAUUUCACAAGUAAAGAUUGUGCUAGCAUGUUAUGUCAGCUAAGGAACAAUGAACUGGCAUAUUGCUGGUAGGGAGAAGGUUCAAGUGUAAAGUCCCUCAUUUCUACCCCUUCCCCUGGGACCAAGACCUCUGGCCUACCCGUUUAAUGAGUUCCAGAAUAGUAAAAACAAAAGAACAGCCACAGAAGCACUUAGCUGAUUGUUGCUGUCAUAAUUGUGCAAAGAGGAAAAGAAUGAUAGAAUGAAGUUAAAGGCAGCUCUCUACCAGAGGCUAGCUUGAAUCUCAACAUUUUAGUAUGCUGUCAAUUUUGGGGGUGGGGGUGAGGGGGCUGAGUUCCUACUCAGCUAACUUCACCAUUAACUGUUGCAUUUUCAUUGCUGGAUUAUUAUGUACCAUGAACAGUAAUGACAGGUCCCCUGCAGAGUUUAUCAUUUUAUCUUUGUGCUGAAAUACAAUAAGGGCUGUUCUCCUGCCUAGGAGAAAAAACAUGUACUGUCAUGUGGCUAGCUUGCCUUGAGCUGUGUAAAUUAGGGAGCUGGCCCAUGGCCCCUCCACAUGUAAUGCUGUGGGUAGAUAAGCCCUUGUGCUUCAGACAUAUUGCUCAUCCAUGCAGCCCUUACAAUACAUGAAAGAUCCCAAAGAAGUGAUCUGAUAUCUCUUUUAAAAUAUUUUGGGGGGUGAAAAGAUUUCUUUUUUGAUAUUGAAGGAAAAAAAAUGUAACUGAAAAUGGUGUGAUACUAAUUUUCUCUUCUCCAUUACAUUCAUAUUGAAAGUUGUUUGCACUUAAAAAUUUGUGCACCUUCUUAAAAAUGCAUUGUCAAAUGCAUUUAAAGGUAUCCUCAAAAUACACUCAAAAGGCCUAUUUAAUCAUAUACGGAAAUAAAAUCGACUGUUGAAAAGCCUGACUUGUGGGGUUUUGGCAAAUCUGGGGGGGGAGGUGAGCUGCAUGUACUGAAGGCACAUUCCGAGAGGCACACAGUUCCUCCCACUGAUGUGGUCCCAUUAAAUUCAAGGACUCUUUUUAGCCUUCACAAACUAUAGGCUUCUACUGCUUUCAACUCUUCUUUCAACAAUCCUGCUGUUCCUGACUUCUCCAUCUUACCUGCUUCCCCUAUGAAAUAAUUAACACCCUGUGUGUCCAAACCAGUUGUCUGUGCCCACAAGUAUUAUUUCACCAGCAAACACAUUCUUGAAGCAUUAAAGUUUAUCAACUGUUGAAAAAGUUAGUUUUCAUAACCAACCUACAUUUAAAAAAAAGUUUUAAGCUUUUAACAAAGAUUUUUUUUUUGGAAACCUUACCACUUUUCAAGCAAGUAGAAAUGUACAUUUUUUUGGCUCCUUGAAAAUCUUACCUUGUCUUUAAAGGGGGGUAACAAUUAUAAGAGUAAAUGAGAACUCAGCAGAAUCCAUCAGGCUGUCAAAUUACUAUAGGGUGCUUUUAGAACUUCCAUAACUGAGUUUGAAUAUUGAUGUAAUUUGACUCGUCUGAAUGGUUCAAGGGGUUUCUUUAUUCUGUUUAAAAGUAUAGGUGGUCUGUGCUGCUAAGCUGGCUGUACUCACUCUAUCACUGGUUGGAGCAACUGUGGAAAGAAAUCAGGAAUAUCUCAAUGCCCAUGUGUGUAUGUAUCCAGAUCCGCACUGCAUAACUUUGAGUAAGGGGUGUUGAAAUUUCAUAUACUUGAUGCUUGAUCUUUAGGUUUUAAAGACAACCCAAUUUUUAUUAGAGUACCCACCUUUCAGGCCGGAGUCAAAAGAUUCAAAAUACUGCUCAGUGUUCAACCAACUGUUAGCAACUAACGGGCCACCUCUGCUGCUAGUAUUACUUGUAUAGAGGGAACAGAGCACUCAGUUUUCACAAGGCUGGAAUGCUGUGCACAUAUGAUGCACUUUUGGAACAGCAGGGUAUGACUACAUUUAGAGUGAAUUUUCCUUGAUGUCCAAGUCUAAUCCUGCACAUUGCAGUACUGUUCCCCCCUCCCCGUAUUUCAAGUUUUCCUGUGUAUAGUGCAAUUUACAACAAGCACACAUUGGCAAGGAUAUUUAAGAAUGUCUAAACAUGCAGAACGUUAGACAUUUGACAACAGUAUCUGAUGUAUGUAUAUAGUUAAAAUUGUAAAUAAAACUGAUUGUGUGAAAGAG
Messenger RNA from Eublepharis macularius, 5016 nucleotides. It is a transcript of the gene DNM1L, whose product is annotated as dynamin 1 like. Gene Ontology annotation, molecular function: GTP binding; GTPase activity; microtubule binding. Gene Ontology annotation, cellular component: mitochondrion; microtubule; cytoplasm. Gene Ontology annotation, biological process: mitochondrial fission; mitochondrial fragmentation involved in apoptotic process. The record is from RefSeq and is a predicted model, not a curated record. The transcript is spliced from 20 exons. NCBI's taxonomy places the organism in Eukaryota, Metazoa, Chordata, Lepidosauria, Squamata, Eublepharidae. The coding region runs from base 103 to 2310 and encodes 735 amino acids.